GCGGUGGUGAAGAAGUCUGUGCUGAUAAGCUGGACAGUACAAGUGGUCGACAGGACUUAUUUUUACAGACUUUAAAUAAGAAAAAACAUAUUUAAGAAACAACAUGGCGCUCACCGACGCUGAUGUACAGAAACAGAUCAAGCACAUGAUGGCCUUCAUUGAGCAAGAGGCCAAUGAGAAAGUAGAGGAAAUUGAUGCAAAGGCGGAGGAAGAGUUCAACAUUGAGAAAGGUCGCCUGGUGCAGACUCAGAGGGUAAAAAUCAUGGAAUAUUACGAGAAGAAGGAAAAACAGAUUGAACAGCAUAAGAAAAUACAGAUGUCCAAUCUGAUGAACCAAUCGAGGCUGAAGGUGUUGAAAGCCCGUGAUGACAUGAUCGCGGAUUUGUUGAAUGAGGCCCGGCAAAGACUUGCGGCGAUUGUCCAGGACCCUGCUGUGUACUCCACACUAAUGGAGGGCCUGUUGCUUCAGGGCUUUUACCGACUCCUGGAACCGAAAGUCACCAUUCGCUGUCGGCAUCAGGAUGUAGAAAUGGUUCAGGCUGCAGUUAACAAGAACAUCUCUAUUUAUAAAGAAGCAGUGAAAAGCAACAUAGUCGUCAAAAUCGACAUGGAGCGUUUCCUCCCAUCAGACAUCUGCGGAGGAGUUGAGAUGUAUAAUGAUAACGGGAAGAUCAAGGUUUCCAACACUUUGGAGAGCAGGCUAGAGCUUAUGGCACAACAGAUGAUGCCUGAAAUCAGAGUGGCCUUAUUUGGUGUCAACCCCAACCGCAAGUUCACGGAUUAACGAUGGAUUUGAAGAGAGCAGCGUGGGCACAGGUGGAAUAUAUAAGGUGACCACAGACUGUUGGAGGGAUACACGGUGGUGUCACCGUAAUAAACAAGAGUCUGUACAAUCACUCACCAGUCGUCAAGGUCAAAGAAAACCUUGACUUACUUAAUGGGAUGCUACAGAUAUGUUCAUUUACAGUAUUUUGAUUUUUAUACUAAUGGACUGAGAAUUAAUCCAACAAGUGCACUUUUACCUACAGUAUGUUUAAGUGCCACCUUCUUUACCUUUUACAGGGAUUACCAAAGGACUGCUUUAAAUUGCGAAUCUAUUACAUUUGCCAAAUAUAUAGCUUUUUUUGUAAAAUAAUUUAACAGUUUUUAUGUGUGUGUUUGUGUGGGUGUGUGGAUGAGCAGACA
Molecule: messenger RNA, 1185 nt
Organism: Scomber japonicus (chub mackerel)
Lineage: Eukaryota; Metazoa; Chordata; Actinopteri; Scombriformes; Scombridae
Gene: atp6v1e1a
Product: ATPase H+ transporting V1 subunit E1a
Exons: 9
Coding region: 104-784 (226 amino acids)
Biological process (GO): proton transmembrane transport
Cellular component (GO): proton-transporting two-sector ATPase complex, catalytic domain
Molecular function (GO): proton-transporting ATPase activity, rotational mechanism
Source: RefSeq, a predicted model, not a curated record